Messenger RNA from Sinocyclocheilus rhinocerous, 1832 nucleotides. RefSeq lists its product as uncharacterized. The coding region runs from base 1 to 1806 and encodes 601 amino acids. The record is from RefSeq and is a predicted model, not a curated record. The transcript is spliced from 5 exons. Gene Ontology annotation, molecular function: calcium ion binding; heparin binding; protein binding. Lineage: Eukaryota; Metazoa; Chordata; Actinopteri; Cypriniformes; Cyprinidae.
AUGUGUGGAGGAGACACUGAAAGUGCACCUGAAAUCUGCACAGGAGCGCACUGCCAAAGGUCUCCAUCCAGAUCACCUGAUCACCAGAGCAGAUAUUCAAUUUAUGCUCCAAGACGCCCAUCGGUUCCCUACACGCCCACCAAAGAGAAAUACUGGAGAAUUCAGUUAACAUGCGACAUCAAACCAGGCACAAAUGAGGUCCAUUCUGAAGAUGCAUUAGUGUUGCAUUUGCACUUGGCAAAAGGUCAGGAUAAACUGGUGGCCCAGUUGCAAGGGCAGCAAGCUGAAGUUAAGCAACUUCAGAACACGCUGAGAGAACAGCAAAAUGCUCUACUAGCCCACCAAAGAGAAAUACUGGACCAACAACGGAUUAUGUUUGAAAAGAUGGAAGAAGUCAAGACCCAAUACAACCUUCUUCUUGACGGGGUCAAACAGUUAUCUGUGCAAGGCCCACAGGGCGUCAUUGAGAGCCAUUUGGAUGGUCUCCAGUCCCAGGUUAGGACCUUUUCUCAGGAGGCCUUCGCAAUGCAUAAGAUGAACAUGGAUGCUAGUGUUACAGAUGCUGACAGACCUCUACUUGGCUGUGGAUCCUGCCGAGCAGAUGAGUACUGCGACUUCAGUGCAGACCGGCCACAUUGUGAGAAAUGCACUGUUUGCCCUCCGGGAUUCUUUCUGGUGGCUCAAUGUUCCAUUCACGCUGACAGGAUUUGCCAGGACAGAGACGAAUGCCUGGAGAUACCAAACUUAUGUAAAGAGCGCAACCAGUGCCUCAAUACACCAGGGGGAUUUCGCUGCUCCGGCAUGUCAGAGAGGGAAGCAGCCGCCAGGAUGUGUGGGCACUCUUAUUUUUACAAUUCUGAGAUGGAGGAGUGUCAAGCCUGUACAGAAUGUGAUUCUCAGCCAAUGACAUCCCCAUGUUCAGCCUUGAAUGAUGCCGUGUGUGCCAACCCCUCCGAAAGCAAACUCUCGCUUUCUUGGUCUGGAAACGUUGACCUAGCAAAGGGUACUGCUUUUCCUGAAAUGCAACUUCACAUCCGUGGUAACAGUGACGGAAGCCUUCUUUCCUGCACUGAUGGUUGGAUAGUGCUCCACCAGCAUGGGCUUGUUUGGGUUGACCAUAACCUUGCUUUAAAACACGGCUGCCGCAGCUUCAUUCAAGCGUGUUUAGCUGAGCUGACCCGUGCAUUCAAGCCCGGCGUUCACUACAGAGACACAUCUAUUUCUCUCUCAGCAGCCACCACUGUGGAUUCUGGGGAUAUGCUCACCUUUGAGAUCCUUGCACCCGCACAGUGCAAUGUGCGCUACUUCGGUGACGACUCUGGGAUUAGCAUGCUCAGUCUGGUGUGGAUCCCUUCAGCCGUGUCCACUGCCUUGUCGGCCUCUGUGUCCAGGAAAGGUCUCCCCUCUGGCGCAGUGCGGAAUAAAGCCUUGUUCUUCCAUCAGACAAGUCCAGCGGUUCCACAAGUUGCACUAGCUGGAACCAAAGAUCACAGAGACUUCAUCUUUCGGGAAGCAGGGACGGCAAGUGUGGCUUUAGAUCUGCGGCUUAUCCACUCAUGCAGCCUAAUCAAACUCACCUUGCUCCAACAGAGCGGGUCUCAGGGGGUUCAGCCAGCUCCUGUAGCUCAACAGAUUGGUGGACACAUGCCAGAAGGAAGCGUAUGGGCAAGUGUGGGGCUGAGGGUAUCGUUCCAGGUGCGUAAUGGCACUGUGAUCUUCGCUACGGUGGACUGCGUCAGAGGGCGCAUCAACCAAAUUGCCCAUGAUGCUGGAAGUAGCAUGUCUAUCCUCUGGACAGUUGCAUAAUCCUAGCAUGUAUCUGCUAGCAUGAC